Diceros bicornis minor is the source of this 576-nucleotide messenger RNA. RefSeq names its product chromosome 18 C17orf50 homolog (gene PGBDF). The annotation marks the transcript as partial. Lineage: Eukaryota; Metazoa; Chordata; Mammalia; Perissodactyla; Rhinocerotidae. The record is from RefSeq and is a predicted model, not a curated record. The transcript has 2 exons.
CCGCCCGCAGGCGUGAAGACCCCUUUGUGGAAGAAGGAACCGGAGGAGCCCCGGGCCAGAGAGGAGGAGGCGGAGGAAGCCGAGGAGGGGUUGGAGGAGGAGGACGAGGAGAGGCUGCCGGAGGAGAGCGCGGCCGAGGGCGAGGCGGAGUGCCAGGACGCGGAGGGCGGCGAGGGCCAGCGGGACUCGGUGUCCUACUGCCCGCUGCGCCAGGAGUCCAGCACCCAGCAGGUGGCGCUGCUGCGGCGCGCGGACAGCGGCUUCUGGGGCUGGCUCAGCCCCUUCGCGCUGCUCGGCGGCCUGGCGGCUCUCGCCGACAGGAAGCGGAGCCUCCCGGAGGAGCCGUGCGUGCUGGAGACGCGGCGGCAACAGCCGCGCAGAGGGGGCUGCGCGCGCUGCGAGAUCCUUUUCUGCAAGAAAUGCAGGAACCUGCACAGCCACCCGGCCUUCGUGGCGCACUGCAUUCUGGAGCACCCGGAUCUGGGCGAGGCGCGGGCUUCGGGAGGGGCGGGGGCCGCCGGGAGCCCCUGAGCGUCCCCACUUCCAGCCUUUGUGCCAUCCAUUCUCGCCUGACCC